CUACUGACGUCACAUGCAGACCGGAAGUAGUCAGGUGGAAUGCCGGAAAUUUGUUUUGUUGACUAUCGGUUACUUAUUUUCUACCCCUUUUCUGGAACUACUAACUACUAACUUACGUUGGUUUGUUUUUUGUAAUAUUUUUGGACUAGAUUUUAGCGCGUUGACAGAAGAGUCGUCGUGUUGGAGUGGAGGGCUCCGUAUAGACACCGAACGAUUGUUGUCGGGUCCCGGGCUGGGCUAACUUUAGCCUAGCAUUCCGUGAAGUCCUGCUAACCAGCCUUCGCGUGUGUUAGCUGUCAGUCUAGCUGCGUCAAACGUCAGCCGUUAACUCACCUUGCUCACUAACAGGAACGGUAACAAACACAGGUGCAAACACCAUGGCAGUCGUGAACGAAGGUGCCCUAAAGAAAAUGCUGAAGCAGUACAAAUACAGAGAUCUGACUGUCCGUGAGAUAACCAACGUCAUCCUCCAGUAUAAGGACUUGAAGCCACUCAUGGAUGCUUAUGUGUUCAAUGAUGGCUCCACAAGAGACCUAAUGAGCCUGACGGGAACGGUCCCAGUGAGCUACAGAGGCAAUGUCUACAACAUUCCUGUGUGCCUCUGGUUGCUGGACACGUAUCCCUACAACCCGCCCAUAUGUUUUGUCAAACCUACCAGUGCAAUGAUGAUCAAAACUGGCAAGCACAUCGACGCCAACGGCAAGAUCUACCUGCCUUAUCUCCAUGAGUGGAAGCAUCCUCAGUCAGACCUGUAUGGUCUAAUUCAGGUGAUGAUUGUGGUUUUUGGAGAAGAGCCUCCUGUGUUUUCUCGCCCCACCACACAAGCCCCCUAUCAAGCGUUCCAAGCUGCCGGACCCCCUAACCCUUCCUAUAUGCCUGGCAUGCCUGCAGUCUCCCCCUACGGCUCAACUCCGAACCCAGGAGGCUACCCAGGAUACCAAUACCCAGGGGGCAACUCUUACCCGGCCCCUGGUGGACCUGCACACUACCCCACCCAGCCUCCAGUAUCCACGGCUGGUCCGAACAGAGAUGGCACCAUUGGCGAGGACACCAUCCGCGCAUCCCUGAUAUCAGCUGUGAGUGACAAGCUUCGCUGGAGGAUGAAGGAGGAGAUGGACAGAGCUCAGGCAGAGCUGGACGCCCUGAAGCGGACCGAGGAGGAUCUGAAGAAGGGACACCAGAAGCUGGAGGAGAUGGUCUCCAGACUGGACCAAGAAGUGACCGAGGUCGACAGGAACAUCGAGCUGCUGAAGAGAAAGGACGAGGAGCUGAGCGAGGCCUUGGAGAAGAUGGAGAACCAGUCGGAGAACAACGACAUUGACGACGUCAUCGUGCCCACUGCUCCGCUCUACAAGCAGAUCCUGAACCUGUACGCUGAAGAGAACGCCAUAGAGGACACGAUCUUUUACCUUGGAGAAGCCCUUCGCAGGGGGGUAAUAGACCUGGAGGUGUUCCUUAAGCACGUCCGCCUCCUGUCCAGGAAGCAGUUCCAGCUCCGGGCCCUCAUGCAGAAAGCCCGCAAGACGGCCGGUCUGAGUGACCUCUACUGACCCGCACUGACUAUAAAGGAAAACUACAUAUUUUCACUCUCUUACUCUCUCCUACCUUCUCCCUCCUCUUCUGUUUUAUUCCCCCUUUUUUAAAUGUCCUCUUGCAACUCUUCUGGUUUUAAUCUCGGUAAAAAUGUGUUUGUGUAAGAUCGCAAUCUGACCAACAACAACAGAGAAUGUUUAAAAACACACAUCAUGUACAACUGUGCUGUCCUGUGUUGGCACCGCUCUGAUAAGACUUCAUUUGUAUUUUGAUCAUUAGUCGCGGCCCCUUUUUGCUCCUUUUCCUCAAGAAAGGGGGGGGGGGUUAGGUGGGAGCCUAUUGGCGUAGAGUGAGUCUGUGUGUUGACCUGUGUAUGUUGCGCUGCAUGGGGAGCCAGCAGGUUUUUACACAGUCAAUCGGCUGGCAAGCACACAUAGUCGGGGGCUGGUAGAGAGCCCCAUAUGUCCAGUCGUCUCUCAAUGGAAAGGUUAGGCUCUGAAAUGAAAACCAGGGCAACCUUUUCAGGAAGGACACGGGGUUCAGCUUUAGGAUUUAUUUCUGCAUGAAGUCUGGUUCAUGUUCAGGAGCGAUGGGAGUCAAAGGGAUCACUUUUCAUACAGUAGAGGUGAUGAACAUUGGAACGGUUUUUCUUCCAGUCUUUUUAAUGGGGUACAUUUUAAGCCCCCUUCGAUCACACUAUGUUUUCAGUUUCCGUGUCUCUUGCUGAUCAGGUCUGACUGCAUUAACCCGUCAAUCAUGCACAGUGGUUCUUUUACUCUGUACAGGAUCUCUGUUGGAGAUGAAGGAAAGUCUUGACAGGCUUUAAAAGAUGACUUUACUCAUGUUUUCCCUGUUCUGUCCACUUAUUCUCAGUCUUGUACAGGGGGUUUGGUUUCCAGUAAAAUAAGGAAAUAGUUGUGAAUAUAGCCAGCACAUUUGAAGGUACACAAAAUAAGGUAUUGUACUAAUCAAAAGUUGAUGUAAAGUUUUCAAACAUGUCAUUUAAAUUCACCUUUUACUAAAUGCACUUUGAAUUGUAUGAUGUUUUUUUCCUCGUUUCCAAUUCAACCGUAGAUCACCUGUUUUUAUAUCUGUAGAUUUAUGUAAAUCAGUACAAAUAAAAGACAACUGAUUUGAUUCAUCUG
This is a messenger RNA of Gasterosteus aculeatus aculeatus (three-spined stickleback), 2678 nucleotides long. RefSeq names its product tumor susceptibility gene 101 protein. Gene Ontology annotation, biological process: protein modification process; endosome to lysosome transport; protein transport. Gene Ontology annotation, cellular component: ESCRT I complex. Lineage: Eukaryota; Metazoa; Chordata; Actinopteri; Perciformes; Gasterosteidae. The record is from RefSeq and is a predicted model, not a curated record. Gene Ontology annotation, molecular function: ubiquitin binding.